GAAAAAGCAUGGCAGCAUUUUACAUUGCACUAAAGCCCGCAAGAUUCAUCUAAUUUUCGCUGAUCGUGAAUUGUCUUCCCAAGCUGUGCAAAACAGCAAGAAGCCACCUCAUCCACCGCCACCACCACCACUUCAGAUCUCUUCAGCAACCUUUGAAUCACUAGUUUGUCUUGCCUUAUAAGCACAAAAACAUAUAUAUAUCGAUAUAUACUAAGUGUUGGGAGAGAGAAUCAGGCUGUAAAAUUGGGAAAGAUCAUAAAGAUGGGUCGCAAAAAUGGGGGGCUUUUGCCAGAGGAACAAAACGGGGCCUCAACUUCGGCGAACAAUGCUCUGGUAUUCAUUACUAUGUCCAUCAUUGGCUUUCCAGUGGAUGUGCAUGUGAAGGAUGGCUCGAUUUAUUCUGGAACUUUCCACACUGCUUCUAUCGACGAUGCCUAUGGUAUUGUUUUGAAGAAAGCAAGGAUGAUUAAGAAGGGCAAUCGACAGACAAAUCUAGCUGAUGGAAGUCUGAUAGAGACACUUAUAAUUCUGUCAGAAGAUCUUGUUCAAGUUGUUGCAAAGGAAUUAAUGCUACCAGCAGAAGGUAUCUCUGGAAAAGUUGGAGCAGCUAAUGUUGCGGCUACAGCUGGCACUUUGCCUCAGAAUGUACGUGAAGAGAGGGAGGCAAAUGUAACAAACUCUAAAGAACCCAACUUGGACAGAAAGCAUGCGAGGUUUAUCAGUCCAUAUAAGAAUAGCUUUCAGAAUGGUUCUGUUCACAAUAAUUCUGUGCCAAUUGCAAAUGGAAAAUCAGACUGCAGAAACUUGGUCAAGGGGGGAGAGGCUUUCACUGUUUCACCUAAUAUGAGACAGGUUGGAGACAGCUCAGAGGAAAAACGGAGUGAUCUAGUGCAGGAGCAAGUUUUGCAUGGGGAGGAAACGACUGAUCAAGUUGAAGGCUCAAGAUCAAGCUUAGAUGCUCAUUCCAAGGACAUGAAUGCUGGAACAAACAAAGGGGAAUCACCAAAUCUGAUGUCUUUUGAAAGAUCUACUGUGGCCAAACUUGAUGAUCCAAGUAAUCUGAGGCACACAUUAGAUAAAGCUCAGGAGACAACUGCUCUUUCCUCCAAAGUUUGUGCUGAUGCUUCCUCUGGUUUCGGUGUUGCCUCAGAUUGUAACCUCAGUUUGUCAUCUGCUUCCACUAAAGUGGUGCUUCCAAAAGUUGCAAAUCAUGGUCUAACCACUAAGGAAUCUAAGCUCAACCCAAGAGCAAAGUUGUUUUCUCCAUCACCUUUGCAACAUAGAUCAGCGACCCCUCCUGCAGUGCUAUCGCGCACACCAGAACCCCCACCCACGGUAUCAAAUGCACCUGCAGAUCCAGAAGCUGAUUUGAGUUCCUUUGCCUAUUGUUCUUCUGUACCUGCUAAGUUUCUUACGUGUAAUAACCUGUUUCUGGGAAAUGGAUGGAGCGAUCUACAAUAUGUCCAGCCUGUUGUUGGACAUGUGGGAAGCAGGACACCUCCAGUUAGAUAUGCCAGUCAGUAUAAUCAUCUUCAAGCUGGGACAACGUAUCUGCAUCAAAAUUCACAAAAUAUGACUGGGCGAGCGGGGCCGCUGUUUUAUGCACUUCCGGUUUCUAAUGAUGCCACUCAGGGUGUGGCAGGAUAUUCUCAGUUAUCUUCACAUCCUCUGCUGAUGCCACAUCAGGCAAAUCUUCCCAAAAACCAAGGAAUCGCAACAAUGCAAGCACUGCAGCUUUAUGUUACUCCAUUUUUAGCUAAUGGACAGCAGCCAUUUGCAGUUCCUUCGUACAUCCCUAUUUCAGCUCCAUUCUUUCCCAGUAUGGGGUCCAUUCCAGUUCCAGGAUCUGACGGUUCCUUAAGCGCCAAAUUUGUCUGUCAAUCGUGAAAUGGUCACCCCCCCUGAUACUUUUGUGUCCCCAUGAUGCGGAAAUUUUGGUGUAUGGUUUAGUAACCGGGUUAGCUAUGCUUAUUUGUAGCUUAGAUGUAGGUACUCGAUACUGUAAAUUGCAUUUAAGUGGAGCUAGUUGGUCUUGUUUCGGAAGUAUGGGUGGAUAUACAGUACUUCACCUGUAUGUGCGCUUUUGUUGAAUUGGCUAUUGGGGGUGCUUUGAAAUUUUGUACUACUACCAGUAGUGCUACUGAGAGCAGAGGCCAUUGAUUUUGUAAAAGUGCAAGGGACCCUAUUUUUGGUCAUCUUAUAUCUUGAAGCUUAAGUCAAUUUUUUGUUUGCCUUUAUCCGUAUUUGGUUGGAAGUGAAGGCUGUCGUACAUAUACGUGACAUUUAUGAGCAUAAUUAGGAGAACAAUCGGUCCAAUUCUUUUAUCUUCAUAUCGUACUCAAGAUGCUUCCGAUGUGUU
Coffea eugenioides is the source of this 2359-nucleotide messenger RNA. RefSeq lists its product as uncharacterized. Gene Ontology annotation, molecular function: RNA binding. The transcript has 13 exons. Gene Ontology annotation, biological process: cytoplasmic stress granule assembly. NCBI's taxonomy places the organism in Eukaryota, Viridiplantae, Streptophyta, Magnoliopsida, Gentianales, Rubiaceae. The record is from RefSeq and is a predicted model, not a curated record. Gene Ontology annotation, cellular component: cytoplasmic stress granule. Bases 262 to 1887 code for a protein of 541 amino acids.